This is a messenger RNA of Botrytis deweyae, 1378 nucleotides long. RefSeq lists its product as uncharacterized. The transcript is spliced from 4 exons. Lineage: Eukaryota; Fungi; Ascomycota; Leotiomycetes; Helotiales; Sclerotiniaceae. The coding region runs from base 472 to 1179 and encodes 235 amino acids. The record is from RefSeq and is a predicted model, not a curated record.
UUCGCCUUAUUGUCAAUGUCUUGCCGUCGUAAGUAUUGUGAUAAACCUUAAAUAAUUCCAACUUUCCACAUCCAUCUACAAUGGAACCCAACUCUCUUCACCAAAAUCUUUGAUAUUCGUACACGGUAGGGGAUUAUUGCAAAUUAUCGAUAAUGCCUUGGAAUGAUCGACCUCGGUUCGGCCAACGAGAGAUCAAUACAAACAAUGGAGACCGACCCUCUCUCGUGAUCAGCCCAGAAAACGGAGCACUGAGCGUCCGAGUGGCUUAGGGAAAAAUCGUUUCCAGAUAAACAACCAAUCAGCCAAUUCUUGCAACGAAGACGUCAAUGCUAAACUCUCGAGUCUUUAAAGUUCAGUCCUCGAAUGGUUCAAAUUUCCCAGCCCACUUUGUUUCCAAGUUUGAGUUCCAAAGACAAUUGAUUUAUAUCUCGUAAUUGCUCAAUUCUGUUGUACAUUAUACAAGACCUAAAAAUGCCGAUUAUUCGAAAUCCAUUCACAAGGAAACAGGAUGCUGGGCUGCAGCCAUCUCAAGACCAAAAUGUAUCUCCCCGCCCUUCCUUCGAACGAGUUUCUACACAAGCCUCUCGAGCAUCUUCGAUGAGUAUCAAAACGGCGAAGAGCGAAGAACCUCCGGAGUAUAAAAUGAGUGUUGUAAACGAUAGUGGCGUGUAUCUACCUCCGUCCCCGCCGGAAAAGAAAAGUUUCUGGCCUCGCAGCAAGAGCAAUCUUUCUGCAACCUCAAUCAACACCCGAACGACCUCAAAUGAUGCGAUUGAUCCUUUCCCAAUUUCAAGAGAGUCGUUUGAUUCGUACAGAAGAUCAUUUGAUAUCUCAGCUAGAUCGCCCAUAAGCCCCAUCGAUGGACACGGUGGACGACAAAGUCUUGAUUCAGCAAGACUACCUCGAAUGCAGCGGUCCGCUAUUGGUGAUAGACGAUUCGACAGACAGCCACCAACGGCCGAAGAAGGAUUCGAAGAUGUAGGGCUGAAUGAUGGCGCCAAUGACCCCGCCAAACAGAUCAAAAAGAAGGGAUUCUUUUCGAAAUUUGGCGAUGAAGCACUCCCAUCAUUUCAUAUGCCAGGUAGAAAGCGUGGCCAAAGUGGUACAGGAGAAGAGCUUGGGAAUAUCCCCAAACCAAGCAACACGACUCCAAAGGUCGAGAUAGAUGAGGCUCGCUAGGGCGUAAUGAUGAGUUUGAAUCUUCUGGAAAGGAGAAAUUAAUAGGCAUUUGGAUUGAAUUUUUGUAUAUACUGCACUAGUAUACCUACAAUCGCUUGGGAACUGGUCUUAGAAGUAUUGCGGCGAGGGCCGUACAUCAAUUCCAGAUGCUACAAAGCUGCUGGUAUAAUGAUAAUGUAAAACUUUAAUAACACACGGC